Molecule: messenger RNA, 650 nt
Organism: Vigna umbellata (rice bean)
Lineage: Eukaryota; Viridiplantae; Streptophyta; Magnoliopsida; Fabales; Fabaceae
Source: RefSeq, a predicted model, not a curated record
UAAUAAUAGUUUAUAUGAAGAAGAAAGAUAAAUGAAGAAGGAAAGAAGAGAAUAAGUGCAGUGAUCUUUGUGCGUGUGUUGUUGUUGAUCUUGGUUGGGUGUGAGUCUUGGGUGUGAAAAUGUCGCACAGCGAUACCAUACCUCUUCACCCAUCUUCCCAAUCCGACAUCGACGAGAUCGAGAACCUCAUCAAUGCCAGCGUUCACCAAUCAGUCCCUCCCGCACGCCCUCCAAGUCCCCCACGCGCCUCCAUCCCGGUCUCCGUCUCCGCCGCCCCUUCCCCCUUCAUUUCUUCCAACCUCCCUACGCCGCCGACGGUCCCCAAAUCCUCCUCUUCCGCUCCUCCCCCUUCCCCGCCUCCGCGUUCCGACAUCUCCGGGUUCGGACCCGCCCCCAACACCCUCACAGAGCCCGUAUGGGACACUGUGAAGCGCGAUCUUUCGAGAAUCGUGAGCAAUCUGAAGCUGGUUGUCUUCCCUAACCCUUACCGCGAGGACCCUGGUAAGGCACUCAGAGAUUGGGAUCUGUGGGGCCCUUUCUUCUUCAUCGUCUUUCUCGGCCUCACCCUCUCUUGGUCUGCCUCUGUCAAAAAGGUAUAUAUCUAUUUCUAUCUUCGUUGUACUCUUUCUUCCUAAUUGGUAGGGUUUGCA